Parascedosporium putredinis is the source of this 2682-nucleotide messenger RNA. The record is from the annotation of a GenBank genome assembly. NCBI's taxonomy places the organism in Eukaryota, Fungi, Ascomycota, Sordariomycetes, Microascales, Microascaceae.
AUGGAGCCUCCGGCCACGCAAUUCGCCGCUCCGCGCCGCGUCUUCACGGCGCCUCUCCCCUCUACCCGACAAUCUCUUUCGUCUUCGGCCACGCCUGCAGGCCCGGCCGGAAGCGUCGAGACUCUGUACAAUCAUCCCAACGCCAAGAUUAUCGCUUUCAGCGCUACAGCUCGUGCAGUCCCGAGGAGCCCGACAAGUACCGCCGCAUCGCUGGAGGAAGACCAGGGCACGCUCUCGUGGUCCUCUCAGCUGGAAAGAACGAUAGCAGUCGGUACCUUUCGUAUAUACCGCGCGCCCGGUUCCGUUGCCUUCCUCAACUGCGGUUCAGCACUCCAGCCCAUCCUCCCCAAAAGCCAAUGCUGGUGCAUCGAAGAGGACUCGAGCAAAUUCGUCCUGCAGAUUCGCAAGCCCCAAUACUGGCGGAUCGAGUUACCCGUCGUAAAUGGAGAAGAUCGGGAGCGCGCAUUUCUCCUCCGAGAAAUCUUUGACCAGAUCCUUCUCUUUGAGAAGACGCGAUGUCCCUUCCAGCGCUCCUUCACCGUCAAGCUUCCCGAAGCUCCGCAGACACCCGUCAAGAAAAAGCCUUGGACACCAGCGCGCAGAUCCUUUGUGCCGAUACGUGCAUCCCAGUCUCCCGAAACUCCUCCGACGCCCAUAUCUGCUCGAUCGCUCAUGAGGCCGUCUUUCUACGAGCCAAAGCCCGCUACUUCAACAUUACCGCAACCCGUCCAAACCCCUACCAAAAGUUCCCGAUCAAAGGAGAUCGAAACUUCAGCAAGCCUCGAGGCACCGAGCGAGAGCGAAAGUGACAAUGCCCCCAAGGAGCCCGAGAGGCAAGAGGCGUCCACCGCAUCACCCAGCUCCGAUAUCGAUAACACAGCAACCGAAGCGACGAAGCCAAUCGAUCAACUGACCACCGCCGAAGAGCAAGUGACGAGUGUCGAGACGGGCUCUGCGCAAAAAGAAAGGGAAGGUGGCAGUGUAGAGACACUCUCAGACAUUACCGAGGAACCCCGUCAACCAGACGUGCCUGAGACAACAAGCCCGGAAGAGGACGCUAGGCCAAUUUCUCCCAGCGUUGAAAAGGCUGUUACGAGGGAUGAGACACCUGUCAAGGUCAAACAAGUUGUCUCAGUCAUCGAGGAGCGCCUUGCAGAAGAACCACCAGCGCCCCAGCCUGACGUCAAUACAGUUGAUCCAGCGACGAUUCAUCGGGAGCCAGAUACGGAGCAGCGGCCUCGAACACCAGCCUCGGCCCAAGCCGUGACGGCGGCAGCAGCCGCGACACCAUUGACAAAGGCACCACUACCGGUGGCAACCCCGACGAUUUCCCACCGGGCUUCGACUCCAGACGUCCGGCCGGCGGCAAUGAGAAUCGGCAUUUUAACCCCAACCACGCCCCUCACAGCGAUACCCAGAUUCGAGACGCAAGCUUCCAAGGCCGUCUCGACGUACCCAUCACCCCAGGUCCUCAGCCCCAAUCUUCCUCUGGAACGCAAUAAUGACCGCAUCACGAUUCACUCCUUGGAGGCUAACACUCCUACAAAGGAAGACGCUGCUCCCAAGAGCUCUACGUCGGAGGAUGUAUUUGCCGAGCACGUGCCGGUCUCGGAGACAGCGGCGUUUGACGAGGUGCACGAAGGGUCCGGCCAAGGCGGCAACGUCUUGAUGAAGCGGAAAUUGAGGCGUGGCUUCGCGGCAGCCCGGUCGUCCCAACCAAAGGUAGAGGCGGUAGUUACUUCCGAGGAGACGGAGGUGAGCAACGACGCCUCUGAUAAGUCGGGGACGGUCUCGCCCACGGAGUCAGCCGACUCUUUCCACAGCGUACGGGCGUGGCAAUCACCCAUCACGCCACCAGCGACAUCGCUGCCGGACGUGCGAAGCGACGAGCCGCAAACGUUCCCGUACCCGCACGACAACAUCGUGAUGCCCCACCUCGCAGCUCAUCAACGCGACGUGUCGGAUCUGACGGUGACGCCCGACACGCGGUGCACCUGGGAUGCCAUGUCCAUCUCGUCAAGUGGGGCCUCACAGCUUAGCGCCAUGACGGCGCCGGACCACAGCCUCGGACCCAUCGACGAGUGCCAAAAGUCGAAUGCGUCGGAGGAUGGGGCCUGCUACACGACGGCGUCGUCGGCGACCACAGCGGGGACGCUAGUCACGGCGAAAAGGACAGGCCAGCCCUGCGCCACCGCGCUAGUUGCGGGAGGGCCGACAAAACAACAACAGCAGCAGCAGAGACGCACGCGGAUGGAGCUGCUGCGGCGGAUGCCCCUGAGCAUCGUAGCCAAGACGUGCGAAGUGCUGCUCGGGCCGCCGGCGUACCUCGUCACCCUCAUGCUCAAGGUGGCCUCCAAGAUCACGGCGGGCGAGUGGCGCGGCAUGGUGUUUGGCUUCGGCGAAGGCGGAGAGCAGAUCCCCGUGCAGUGGGACUACUCGGAUGGGGAUGGCGACCUGGACUGGGACAGCGACGACGACGACGACGGUGCGCACGACACGUUUGUGACGCCCAUGACGGGGGAAGAGGGCGACGAGCACGAGGCCGCCGACGAAUAUGAGGAGGCGCGGGAGGUAGGCGGCAGCGAGGACGAUUAUGACGAUGACGACGACGACGAUGAGGCCAGGGACGGCGAGAACACGAGCGAUUCCGACGACACGGGGCGGACGCUCGGCGUGGACUAG